GCAGCCACUUUGUGAUUGGUUAGCGUUUCUAUCCGGCACGGAUUUCUGAGCUCUGAUUGGUCGAGGGGCGGGUUUAACGUUGAAUGAACACAGGAAGUGUUCACCAGCGUGAGACUGCAGUUUGACGUUCGCCGGAGCUAUUGCAGAAAAUAAGUUCCUUAUCGUCAGUAUUAAACCUCAGAGUAAAGAUGGUGGACUCCCAGUACUACCUCCCAAAUGACAUUGGUGUCUCUGCGCUCGACUGUGGCGAGGCCUUCCGUUUGCUUUCACCUCAGGAGAAGAUGUACGCCCACUACCUGUCACGCGCCGCUUGGUAUGGUGGUCUGGCAGUGCUGCUGCAGACUUCCCCGGAGUCGGCAAACAUCUUUGUGUUGCUGCAGAAGAUUUUCAGGAAGCAGACGCCUGCACAGCUGGAACAGGUCGCUACAGCCGCUGGACUCAGCGCUGAGGAGUACCAGGCCUUCUUGGUGUAUGCAGCUGGUCUGUAUGCCAACAUGGGAAACUACAAGUCCUUCGGAGACACCAAGUUCAUCCCAAAUCUGCCGAAGGACAAGCUGGAAGCUCUGGUGAAGGCCAGCCAGGCCUUCCAGGAGCAGCCUGCCGAGAUGGAGGCUCUGUGGGACAGCUGCUCGUGUCCUCUCUACUCCCUGGAAGACAAACAGAAACAGCUGGGACUGGGUGACAAGGGAAUUACCACCUACUUCUCAGGAAACUGCUGCCUGGAGGAUGCUGAGCUGGCUCAGAAGUUCCUUGACUCAAAGAAACUGUCUGCUUACAACACCCGCCUGUUCAAGAGGGAUAAUGGAGGUAAAGCCUGCUACGAGGUGCGCUUGGCUUCAGCUGUGCAGAAAGACUGCGCAGUGGAGGGGGAAUGUGAGUCCUGCUGCGGCAGCUUCAGCUUUGAAGACAAAGAGUUCACUGUGAAGAGGGGAGACUACGCUUCUCUCAUGGAGAAAGUCAGCUGCUCUCUCAAACAAGCAGAGGCGUACGCUGCCAAUGACAACCAGAGGAAGAUGCUGGAGGAGUACAGGCGCAGCUUCACUUUCGGCUCCAUCGACGCUCAUAAAGAAGGCUCGCGCUACUGGAUCAAAGACAAAGGACCAAUUGUUGAGAGUUAUAUAGGUUUCAUAGAGAGCUACAGGGACCCAUUUGGAUCCAGAGGAGAGUUUGAAGGUUUCGUCGCGGUUGUGAACAAGGCCAUGAGUGAGCGUUUUGCCAAACUGGUCGGCUCUGCGGAGGUCUUGCUCCCCGAGCUGCCGUGGCCCCGGGAGUUUGAGAAGGACACUUUCCUUAAACCGGACUUCACCUCGCUGGAUGUCCUCACCUUCGCUGGGAGUGGAAUACCAGCCGGCAUCAACAUCCCAAACUACGACGACAUCAGACAGUCGGAGGGCUUUAAAAACGUGUCGCUAGGCAACGUGCUAGCUGUAGCCUACGCUACGCAGAAAGAAAAGCUCACCUUCCUGAAGGAGGAGGACAAGGAUUUGUUUAUCAAGUGGAAGGGGCCUUCCUUUGAGGUGCAGGUCGGACUCCAUGAGCUGCUGGGACACGGAAGUGGGAAACUGUUUGUCCAGGACGACAAGGGCAAGUUCAACUUUGACCAGAGCAAGGUGAUCAAUCCAGAGACCGGAGAGCCAGUGUCCAGUUGGUAUCGAGGCAGCGAGACAUGGGACAGUAAAUUCUCCACGAUCGCCUCCUCAUAUGAAGAAUGCCGCGCCGAGUGUGUCGGACUCUACCUGUGUCUCAAAAACCAAGUGCUCAGUAUUUUUGGCCAUGACGGCCAGGAUGCAGAGGAUGUGGUGUACAUCAACUGGCUCAGCAUGGUCAGAGCCGGACUGUUGGGCCUGGAGUUCUACACACCUGAGAGCAAGAGCUGGAGACAGGCUCACAUGCAGGCUCGUUUCGUGAUCCUGCGUGUUCUGCUGGAGGCCGGGGAGGGCCUGGUGGGCCUGGAGGAGGUGACGGGACAGGACGGCAAGCCCGACGCCCGAAUCACACUGGACAGAAGUAAAAUCCACACUGUGGGCAAGAACGCCAUCCACAGGUUCCUGUGUAAACUGCAGGUCCUCAAGUCAACAGCAGAUGUUGAAGGAGGCCGGGCUCUCUACGACGGAUACUCCACCGUCAGUGACAGCGGCGCUCAUAACUUCCUGCGUCUACGCGAGACGGUACUGCUGAGGAAGGAAGCUCGUAAGAUGUUUGUCCAGGCCAACACCAGAGUCAGCGGAGACAACGUCGAGCUGGUGGAAUACGAAGGCAGUGCAGCAGGUUUGAUCCAAUCCUUCACCGAGCGCUUCCAAGACGAGGCAGAGCAGCUGGAGGCCGACCUGCUGGAGAUGAACAGAAGAGACGCCCCCUGCUGGUGCUGAUGGACGGCUCAUCUGCACCAGACGCUUCAGUAAUACAUUCAACUGCAAAACGAUCCAAAAUCCUUUUAGAAAGCACUUCUGAACAGAGUAAAUUAAAGUUUCAUACUUCAGAUAAAGCCAUAAGACAAGAACAGAUCUGCCAAAGACACCAGCCACGGUCCAAUAUCAGGUCGACCAUUGAUUACUGGAUCAAAUACAAAACAAUGAGCUAAUGAUUAAUGUCGCACACAUUUUUCUAAUGAAAAGCACUGAGAACUAUUCAUUAAACCAACAUCUGUCAAUGAGAAUGGUUAAAAAAAAUGACUAAAAGUUACUGUAGUUCAUUUUUUAAUCAGGACAAAAUGGAAAAAAACAGAAAUCUUUGCAAAGUGCUCAUGAUGACAUUCUGUCGGUGCUUUGAAUGAUGUUCAUGAAUCAGUUUUUACAGUCAACUUUUAAACUCAAAAUUUCUCCUUCUUUUUCCAGUAAGCUGAAUGUUUUGGUGUUAACGAUGAUUUGACAGGUCAGAGCUGUUAACGAGCUGCCAGACAGCUGAAUGUUGACUGAGAGGCAUAAAAACACUUGUAUCUGCCCAGUUUGGUGUAAAGAAGUUUGGAUUGCUUGAGUGAAAAUGUUCUGUGUCUCGACGGCCUACAAAAGACGAUGUACGCAAGAAAUAUGUUUAAUCUGCACAAAUAAAAUUUGUUUGAUAAGA
Messenger RNA from Acanthopagrus latus (yellowfin seabream), 3063 nucleotides. It is a transcript of the gene dpp3, whose product is annotated as dipeptidyl-peptidase 3. Gene Ontology annotation, molecular function: metalloexopeptidase activity; dipeptidyl-peptidase activity. Gene Ontology annotation, cellular component: cytoplasm. The coding region runs from base 189 to 2369 and encodes 726 amino acids. The transcript has 19 exons. NCBI's taxonomy places the organism in Eukaryota, Metazoa, Chordata, Actinopteri, Spariformes, Sparidae. The record is from RefSeq and is a predicted model, not a curated record. Gene Ontology annotation, biological process: proteolysis.